CGCCUUGCUCUGCCAGGUCAAGUGCAGCUACCGAUGCCAGCGCGGGACGUCUUCUGGAAGCACGUCGUGAAGCGCGUCAACUUUGCCGACGACGCCGAGCGCACCAAGGUGCUAGCGCUCACCGAGCUGACGAAAGGCCUGCGCUGGUCGAUCCCGGCGCCCAUCACCCACAUCCACCGCCACGUCUACGACCAGAUCGCAUCGCCGCGCCACGCAUACUCGGAGCUCAUCGAACGCGACGUGGCGCGCACGUUCUGCAUCUUUGAUGCGUCGGACGACGAGGCCUUCCGCGCGCUCGAGCCGUCGCUCUUCCGCGUCCUCAACGCGGUCGCUCGCGCCGAGAAUGGGUACUGCCAGGGCAUGAACUUCAUCGCCGCCGUCUUCCUCGAGGCCGGGCUACCUGAAGCUGAUGCGUACGCAACCUUUGUCUACCUCCUCCAGCACAAGCACAUGAGCCAAUUUUACAAGGACUCGUCGGUCUUCCUGAACGAGUACUUGCAGCGCUUCCAGGUGCGCGUGGCCGAGCUACUGCCCGAGCUCGCGGCCAAGCUCGACGCUGUCGGUUUUGACGUGUACCUCUACGGCAUCGAGUGGUUCACGACCAUGUUUGCCUGCUCGUCCAAAAUCGAGCUCUCGCACGCCGUCCUGGACCUCGUGCUCGCCGACGUCACGGACGUCAUGUUCCGCAUCGGCAUUGCGCUCCUUCAGAACGUCGAAGCGCAGCUGCUGUCCAUGUCUUUUGACGACCUUUUACGCGACUUCAAGACGGUCACCAAGCACGUGGAUACGUACCAGAUUGUGAUGGCGGCGCUGAGUGUGCCGCCCGUGCCGUCGGCCGUCGCGCACGGCGGCCUCCUUCAGCGCACCGCGAGCGCGACGCGCAGUCCACUGUGGCCCUUUGUGAAGCGACGAACGCUCUCCGAGGCGUGGGACGCAGCGAUCGAAGCAGGCGCCGUCCAAACCAUGCUCGUGCUCUGGGAUGUGUGGCAACAGACGCGUCCCGACCCGACGUCGUCGGUGGUUGUCGCCAACGAAGUGCUGCACCUCGCGACGUGGUACGGCUCGAUCGCGAUCGCUGUCUUUGCUCUCGAGAAGGGCGCCAAUGUCAAUGCUGGCGACGAGUGGGAGCUUCGGCCGCUGCACUUUGCUAUUGUGCGCAACCAACCCGACAUCAUUCGCCUCUUGUGGCGGCGCGGCGCCAACAUCAACGUCGCAAGCGGUGCAGGGCUGCCGCCGCUCAUCGCACGCAAGUCGCCGCUGGAACUCGCGCGGCAGUGGGAGCUCACGCCGGUCGAAGCGAGCGCGGCGCUGGUCGGCGGCGGCGUCUGCCUCGGUUGCAACACGCCGUUCCACGUCUGGAACCACCUUCUGAAGAAGCAGUGUCCGAGCUGCAAAGCGCUCUUCUGCCCGCAGCGGUGCGCGCCCUGCCAUAAAUGCAGCGUCUCGUCGGCGCUCGUCGAGGCGGCGGCGCCACUCGAUUUGCUGUGGCUCUACGGCGUACCGCCACCGACGCAGAAUGUGCUCACAGACGACGAGGGCGACGACGACGACGGCAGCAGCACCAAUAAGAUCCGGUGUUACUCGACGUGGUACUGCAGCAUUCUCGACUGCCACGCCAAGUUUUCGCUUUUUGCCAAGCGCCAGCAGUGCUCGAUCUGCACGUACUUUGUGUGCCGAAACCACAUCACGACCAAGCGCGUCCAGGGCCGCGACUGCAACGUCUGCACCUACUGCGACGCGUGCUAAUAAGCCUCUUCAUCGAUGGACUUCAUUUCGCUGACAAACCCACACCCAUCAAAAGUGCAGGACUUCUACCA
This is a messenger RNA of Saprolegnia parasitica CBS 223.65, 1817 nucleotides long. RefSeq lists its product as hypothetical. The record is from RefSeq and is a predicted model, not a curated record. Gene Ontology annotation, molecular function: protein binding. The coding region runs from base 34 to 1746 and encodes 570 amino acids. The transcript is spliced from 8 exons. NCBI's taxonomy places the organism in Eukaryota, Oomycota, Saprolegniomycetes, Saprolegniales, Saprolegniaceae.